AAAAAGUGUAUGUGUCAAAAUAUAGAAAAAUGUUAGCGGCCGCGCUGAUAAGCUCGUGCAAAUUUGUAAAAUUUGUAUUUGUGAUUUUAACUUUUAUUAAUAUAAGUAAUGCACAAGUUAAUUUAAAUCAUCCUGGUGGAGUGCACCGAAGGUUUGAGUACAAGUAUUCGUUUAAACCACCUUAUCUGGCUCAAAAAGAUGGCACAGUACCGUUUUGGGAAUACGGUGGAAAUGCGAUUGCGUCUGCGGAAAGCGUGAGAGUAGCACCUUCGCUGCGUUCACAAAAAGGUGCAAUAUGGACGAAAGCGCCGACAAAUUUUGACUGGUGGGAAGUAGAGAUAGUCUUCCGGAUCACAGGACGUGGCCGUAUUGGUGCUGAUGGUCUGGCGUUUUGGUAUACAACACAAAAGGGAGAUUAUAAUGGAGAAGUUUAUGGUUCAUCCGAUCGUUGGAACGGUCUUGGUGUUUUCUUUGAUUCCUUCGAUAAUGAUAAUAAGCAUAACAAUCCAUAUAUAAGUGCGGUGCUUAACGAUGGUACUAAGCAGUUUGAUCAUCAAAAUGAUGGUACCACACAGCUUCUAUCUGGUUGUCUACGAGAUUUCCGAAAUAAACCAUUUCCAACGCGUGCACGUAUUGAGUAUUACAACAACGUAUUGACUGUUCUCUUCCAUAACGGUAUGACAAACAAUAAUGAAGAUUAUGAAUUGUGUCUGCGUUCUGAUGGCGUUCAGUUACCUAAAAAUGGUUAUUUCGGGUUAUCAGCUGCAACUGGUGGUUUAGCUGAUGAUCAUGAUGUCUUCCAUUUUUUGACAACUUCGCUACAUCCGCCAGGACAAAUACCAGCAGAUCCAUCAAAAGUAGCAGAUAAUUCAGAAAAAUUAACUCAGGAAUAUAAAGAAUAUCAAGAAAAAUUAGAGAAACAAAAACAACAAUAUAAAAAGGAGCACCCCAAUGAGGUAAAAGACGAUGAAGAGUGGGAAGAAUUUUACGAGUCUGAAAAUCAACGAGAAUUGCGUCAAAUUUGGCAAGGACAAAGUCAAAUAUUCGAACACUUGCGUGAACUUUCAAGAAAGGUCGAUGAAGUGAUUGGCCGUCAAGAAAAUACGUUGUCUUUAGUUUCGCGGGGGAUAUCAGCUGCGGCAGGUGCUGCUGCACCGGCUGGAGGUGGACAACAGCAACCUAUUGCUGUUGGAGUUGGAGGCACUAUUACGCGACCUGAAGUUGAUAUAUUAAUAUCAAAUCAAAACUCACUUUUAGCUACAAUACGAGAAAUACGAAACUUAGUAGGUGAUAUACAAGGUCGUACUGAUACUAUUAUACAGGCUCAACAACGUGCACCUACAGCACAAAUUCAAACAGCUGGAUACGACAUACAAUCAAUUAUUGCUGAGAUGCGAGAUGGAAUGAAUCAAGUUAAACAAGGAGUUGCUCAAUUUGGACAAAAAGUUGGAUCACCUAAUACAAAUGCUCAAAUUUCCUGUCCCACAGGAAAUUGUGUUGGAGUGACAUUGUUCCUAAGUGUAACCGUUGUGCAACUACUCUUAGUACUUUUGUACAAUGUGUUCAAAAGUCGAAGUGAAGCCCAAGCUAAAAAAUUCUAUUAGGUCAAAACUACUACACAACUAAAAAAGCAUAUAGUGGAUAAAACUUGUAAGAACAAAUGUAGUCUGUUCAUGGUUUAUAUUUGCGAAAACAUUUUUGUUAUGGUGUGGAUAAAGCAGCCAAGUACAGCAUCAAUGAACAAUAAUUAAGUUAAAUUAUUUAUUAAUUAAAAACAAAAAAAAAACACUACAUAUAUAAACAUUCUACAUCAGCAUUUUAAGGAGCGUUCUAGUACCAAUUCUUUCGGUGCUAACCACAAAAAUGCAAUAGCACAUAUAUGCGAUUAGUAACUUUUGAUUUCAUAUAAGAAAAAAUUAGGUUUUUUAAUUUGUAGGUUUGUUUACUUAAUUUGUUUUCUUCUAUUGUUUUUUUUAUACACUUUAUAUUUAGUUUUUUAUAUUUGCGCUAGAUAAAAAAUUUUGAAAUGAAUUUGUUAUAGACAAAUUAUAGCAGUAGGUGGCUAUAUUGACUGCAUUUUUUAUA
This is a messenger RNA of Teleopsis dalmanni, 2085 nucleotides long. RefSeq names its product protein ERGIC-53 (gene ergic53). NCBI's taxonomy places the organism in Eukaryota, Metazoa, Arthropoda, Insecta, Diptera, Diopsidae. Gene Ontology annotation, molecular function: D-mannose binding. The record is from RefSeq and is a predicted model, not a curated record. The transcript has 5 exons. Bases 30 to 1604 code for a protein of 524 amino acids. Gene Ontology annotation, biological process: endoplasmic reticulum organization; Golgi organization; endoplasmic reticulum to Golgi vesicle-mediated transport. Gene Ontology annotation, cellular component: COPII-coated ER to Golgi transport vesicle; endoplasmic reticulum-Golgi intermediate compartment; endoplasmic reticulum membrane.